Tribolium castaneum (red flour beetle) is the source of this 1838-nucleotide messenger RNA. RefSeq names its product cytosol aminopeptidase. The transcript has a single exon. Gene Ontology annotation, biological process: proteolysis. NCBI's taxonomy places the organism in Eukaryota, Metazoa, Arthropoda, Insecta, Coleoptera, Tenebrionidae. The record is from RefSeq and is a predicted model, not a curated record. The coding region runs from base 127 to 1731 and encodes 534 amino acids. Gene Ontology annotation, molecular function: manganese ion binding; metalloaminopeptidase activity. Gene Ontology annotation, cellular component: cytoplasm.
CCCCCGCUUUCAAUCGCCAACGUAACCAAAUAAACAAAAAAAUCAUUCGAAAAUUUUCUGACACAAAUCCUCCCAAACCCAAAAAUUGUGAGUAAUGAAGCAAACCUCCGACCAGUAAGUAAGAAAAUGGCACUUCGCAUAAUCGGGCACCUCCUCAAGGCCCCGCGCCACCUCCUGGUGCGCCGCUACACGUCGGGAGGCGUGGGCUGCGGCCAGCAGAACAAGGACGACGACCCCUGCAAGGCCCACCUGAACAAGGGCCUCGUCCUCGGCAUCUACACCAACCCGGACGACCCCCUGGACCCCGGCAAGCUCACCCCCACCGGCGAGCGCUACAACCGCCUGGUCUGCAACCGCCUCAUCGACCUCCUGCGCUACGCCGGCCCCCCGCCCACCAAGGGCCAAGUGCGCAUCUUCUACAACCUGGAGAACGAGAUCAGCUCGGUGGCCGUCGUCGGCCUGGGCAAGGAGUGCCAGGGCUACGACGUCUUCGAGCAGAUGGACGAGGGCAAGGAGUCCAUCCGCAUAGCGGCGGCCGCCGGCUGCCGCGCCCUCCAGGACCUGCGCGCCACCAAAAUCUUCGUCGAAAGCUUCGGACACGCGGAGAGCUCCGCCGAAGGCGCCGCCCUCGGGGUGUGGCUCUUCCAGGAGAAGAAGCAAAAGGAGCACCAACUCUUGAUCCCCCAGCUGGAGCUAUGGGACGACUGUGAUUGGACGGGCUGGCAGAUCGGGCUCCAGAAAGCCGCCGCCCAGAACCUCGCCCGCCAAUUGAUGGACACCUCGGCCAACUACAUGACGCCCACUUCGUUCGCCCAAAACGCCGUCGAGGUUCUCUGCAAAUCGGGCGUGAACGUCGAGGUGAAAGUCCGCGGGUGGGCGGAGACUCAGAAGAUGUUCGCCUUCCUGGCAGUGGCGCAAGGCUCAUGCGAACCGCCCAUUUUCCUCGAGUUGAGCUACUACGGGGCGGCGCGUGACGAGCGCCCCGUCGUUCUGAUUGGCAAAGGCAUCACGUACAACAGCGGUGGGCUGUGCCUGAAGCCGUGCGGCAAGCAGGAGAAGAUGCGGGGGGACAUGGGCGGGGCCGCGUGCGUGGUCGCCGCAUGCCGGGCGGUGGCCGGCCUCCAGCUCCCCCUCAACAUCCGUGCCCUCAUCCCCCUCUGCGAGAACAUGCCCGGGUGCGCGGCCAUGCGGCCGGGGGACAUCGUCAAGGCCAUGAACGGCAAAAGCAUCAAAAUCGAGUCGACGGACACGGCGGGGCGGCUGUGUCUAGCCGACGCCCUCGUCUACGCCCAGAACUUCUGGCCACGCCUCAUCGUGGACGUGGGGACGAUGACGAGCGACAUGAAGAAGUCGCUGGGGAAGGCGGCCAGUGGCGUUUUCAGCAACUCGGAGGCGCUGUGGGAGUACAUGCUGGCGGCGUCGAUGCAUACGGGGGACAGGGUGUGGAGGUUCCCCCUGUGGGAGCAUUUUACGCACUUGGUGGCGAGGCACCAUUCGGCAGUUGAUGUCAAGACUUAUGGGCGGGGCUUCAAGCCGAGGGAUGGGGAGGCGUGCCGAGUGGCGGCGUUUUUGAACGAGUUUGUCCCGUGUGGCGAUUGGCUGCAUAUGGAUACCUAUGGGGUGAUGUACAGCAACGGAUUGGAUUAUCCGUAUUUGAGGCGGGGCAUGAGUGGAAGGCCCACGAGGACGCUUGUGGAGUUCUUAUCGCAGCUUGUUUGCAACCGUGAAUAAAUUUUCAAUGUAUGAUAUUUACGAGAUUUUUUGUUUUUUUAUUUGGUAUAUGAACUGCUUCAACUCACCUGUAAUGUAAUUUACAAUAAACCAUUAAAGAUAUUUGA